This is a messenger RNA of Solea solea (common sole), 2822 nucleotides long. It is a transcript of the gene bcl6b, whose product is annotated as BCL6B transcription repressor. Gene Ontology annotation, molecular function: DNA-binding transcription factor activity, RNA polymerase II-specific; RNA polymerase II cis-regulatory region sequence-specific DNA binding; protein binding. Gene Ontology annotation, biological process: regulation of transcription by RNA polymerase II. Gene Ontology annotation, cellular component: nucleus. The record is from RefSeq and is a predicted model, not a curated record. Lineage: Eukaryota; Metazoa; Chordata; Actinopteri; Pleuronectiformes; Soleidae. The transcript is spliced from 12 exons. Bases 500 to 2137 code for a protein of 545 amino acids.
CGUAGCGCAUCUCCCCAAGGGUCCUCAUAUAUAUUUUUUCACCGUGGCACACAAACACACAAUGCUUUCCUGCCAUUACUUUGCUCAACGCAAUGGGGGUUUAGAAAAACUAAUAGCCCACUAAAAAUACUUGAAGCCCGGGGCCUGGGCCGGGGCUUUUCCUGCGCUGCUUCCAGUGUUCGCGUGGGCUAUUGAGGAAGUAGGAAACGAGCAGCUCUGGCUGUGUGGGGGCUUCCUGCACGACCUUAUAAAGAGUACCCUCCCUUCAGCCUCCCCUCACAUUGUUGACCAGAGCCGGUGGAGAUUGUGGGUGAGCCCCUGCUCCACAUCUUUGAUCGUAGACUGAACGCUAAGCUGAGAGGUUUGACGUCGCGGUGGUGGACGUCAAUUCUCGUCCCUGCUGGUCGGGGUACGAGUAGGGAGCUGGUCUCACCUAACAGAUGUGUCUGGAACACUCCAGUCUAUUUAUUUAAAUCAUUUACACACACAGACAAGCACGAUGGAAGCACUUGGAGGUUACAGGAUGGAAAGAGAGCAGGAGCUGAGAGCUGAGGGAUAUGUGAAGGAGUUCACGCGCCACUCCAACGAUGUGCUGCUCAACCUGAAUGAACUCCGGCACCGCAACAUCCUGACUGACACCACCCUGGUCGUUGGGAACGUGCACUUAAGGGCUCACUGUGCUGUGCUCGUGGCCUGCAGUGGGUUCUUCUACUCGCUGUAUUCCCGCCAUGUGACACUUCAGGGGCCUGGUGGCAGUGGGGAGCAGCUCAUGAUUGUGACUCUCCCCAACACCUUGGACCCAUCCAGCAUCUCCCUGCUCCUCGACUUCAUGUACACCUCCCGUCUCCCUCUGACAACAAGCAUUGUCCCGGGUGUGCUCGCUGCUGCAGCCUACCUGCAGAUGGACCACGUGGCUGAAACCUGCAAGGAUUUCAUGCGCCUGCACUGCAGGGAGAAUAUAAGCGCAAGACACCUACGAUUGGAGCUGGACUCCAGAGUGUCUGUAGCCUCUGUAGCCCCGAAGUUAGGGGACCUGCCUCAUUCAGGACCAGUGGCAGGGGCAACAAGGUUCCCUGAGGAGGGUGGGGGCUCUCUCAAGCGAGGGGCUUUCCCGUCCUGCCAGCCCAGGACAAAGGAACCAAGAGGAGAGCCAGAAUCACUCCACAUAUCCACCCCGAUCCCAUCUCCUGACAGCCCAGCCCGCUCCAGCUGCCAACCCAGCUCUCCAGCCGAGUCCAACACCUGUAACAAAAACCUUGUGAGUGACACCAAAGCCACACCAGACCCAAAGGCCUGCAACUGGAAGAAAUACAAGUACAUUGUCCUCAACCCUCUGUGUGCUGCAAACACAGUGAAGGAGGAGGACAUGGACGAAGCCCAAAGUCAAGCAUCACCCAUCACGGAUAUGGCCGGCUUGACACCCAAAGCCCCAGCAGAGGCGUGGUCUGGAGAAGUGCCUGGUCAGAUUGAUAGACAGGGGCAGGCCUCCUGCUACGAGGGUUCUGGCCGAGCCCCUCCCCUCGGGCCACCCCCCUCUCUGGACCCCCCAAAAGUGGCCCCCACUCACAAGGAGGGAAAUGUUUCACCCUGCUCCAUCUUCCCACAACUGGACCCAACUGAUCCAGAAGCUGCCAACCACAAUCAACAUGCAAUCAAGCGAGAGAACUACUAUGUGCCCUACUGUUAUUCCGGCAACAUACAAGGAACCAAGACUGCGACCGGCUCAGGUGACAAACCGUACCGCUGCAAUGUGUGUGGUGCCCAGUUCAACCGCCCCGCCAACCUGAAGACUCACUCCCGCAUUCACUCAGGAGAGAAACCUUACCGCUGUGACACAUGUGGAGCACGAUUUGUUCAGGUUGCCCACCUCAGGGCCCAUGUCCUGAUCCACACAGGUGAGAAGCCUUACCCCUGCCACACCUGUGGCACCCGCUUCCGCCAUCUGCAGACUCUGAAGAGCCAUCUACGCAUCCACACUGGGGAGAAGCCUUACACUUGCGAGAAGUGUGACCUUCACUUCCGCCACAAGAGCCAGCUGCGUCUCCACCUGCGGCAGAAACACGGAGCUGUCACCAACACCAAGAUCCGCUACAAGGUCCUGACCGAGCCGUACCAGCCUUUACUGCAGGCCUGCUGAAGAGGACGGCCCGUCACUCAAUAAUCACGACGAGCAGAAUAAUAUUUGAAUUAGAGAAUGUGAAACUUGGUUCAUGUUUCUUCUGCUUCAGUGAGGUUUGUCUAUUCAAAACAAUAUAUUACAGGUUAACUUAGUGUCCUGGGUGGUUUUACUGAGAUGGAAAUGAUGUUAAGAAAGGUGUUUUUGAGGGUUUGUGAAGGGAAAGAAAGAAGGAAAUAAGACGUGAAAAGAAGGGAUUGUAUGCAAACUGUCAUGUGAAGAAUUGUGUGUAAAUUGUGUCUGAAAGAAAGCUGAAGCAGGUUUUACGGAGGAAGAUAUGAAGGUGGUGUGUUUUAAAGAUAAUUAAACCUGAACGUGGGUUUUAAGUGCGGAGAAGCACGGAAGUUGUGUUAAGAGGAAACUUUGACAUGUAUUUAUCUUUACCUUGAGGCCUGGGGCCCGUGUGUAUGCAGUGAUAUGUUUCACUUUUUAUGGUCCAAGCAGGCAAAGGACGUAGCUGUCUUGUAGUGAAUAGAGCGUAAUUAGAUGAUGAUGUGUUGUUUUCUGAAAUGAGGAAAUGGAAAGGGACGAGUGUAAGCGACUGGAUAAUUAAUAAUAAUGUUGAUUUUGUAUUUGUAUGGGGUAAUUUGCUGGACAAAGUUGGUUUUUGUACAAGAUAAAUUAAAUCAUUUUUAUACCAAUUGGA